This is a messenger RNA of Diaporthe amygdali, 6246 nucleotides long. RefSeq lists its product as uncharacterized. The record is from RefSeq and is a predicted model, not a curated record. Lineage: Eukaryota; Fungi; Ascomycota; Sordariomycetes; Diaporthales; Diaporthaceae. Bases 1 to 6246 code for a protein of 2081 amino acids. Gene Ontology annotation, molecular function: protein binding. The transcript has 8 exons.
AUGGCGUCUGAUACCGUUCAAUCUUCUUCUCACCAUACGGCACCGGUCAGACCUGAUACCAUCUCUACAACAGCGGGAGAACCAAGCGACUUGACCUUAGUGCGUCCACUUCGCACCAGCACACGGGCUUCCACGUCAUCUGAGAAUGCUGGGCCCGUCGGUUUUCCGACUACCAGCCCCCCUCAAGUAUCCAACGAAGCUAUCUCGAGAUGGACAGAUCAUGUCAACACUCUCAGUGAGGAGCAACGGCAGAUAUUUCUGCGAGAAGAUCCCGGCGACGAUUUAGUGGCUUAUGCGAAGGCUGUCGACAGCAUCAUUGACGACAAGCUGAAGGCCAGCAAGGUGGUCCGCGCCACCAAAUGGAUUGAACCUUUAGUCGGCUUUGUGGAGAUGUGCCGGCCCCUUAUAGAUUCGUUGGGCGGCAUUUAUCCACCGGCAGGACUUGUCCUCGGCGGUGUCUUCGCCGCCCUCACUGUCACCAAGCGGGUUGUCAAAUACCAGGAAGCUCUUGUGCAAUUCCUGGCCAAAGUCAUGAGUAGUCUUGGCCAACUGAACAAGUUCAAAGCCGCGUUCCCAGAUACAUCUGAGAUCCAGACGGGCUUAGUUGAUGUGUUUGAUAUCAUCUUGCAAAUAUGUGCUCAGGCUUCGACGUUGUUUCUUGACAAUAGAGGGAAGGAAAAGAGUAGCAGUCGACUUUUCUGGAGGUCAUUCGAAAAGGACUUUGGGGAGUGGAAACAAAUACUCGACAUCAGCAUCGAGACAUUCGACAGAACGAUCCAACUUGUCUCCGGACAGAAAUUGGGACACUUGCAAGAGGCUCAGAUGAUGGGACUGCGCAUGCAGCUGGACACAUACAGAACGAUUCACAAAAACGAGACUAGGCGGCUGUACGAAGAAAAUGAGCGCGAAUUACGACAGAUUCAACGCGAUCAAGAUGAGAAACGCACCAGUCUCUUAGCUUGGCUGUCUUCGCUUUCUUUUCAGACAACACACAACAGCAUUCUGGCCACGACCCUGGAAGAAACAGGUCGAUGGCUUUUACAUCAUGAGACCUACAUCUCAUGGAGGGCAAAGUCCCGUGAAGCACUUCUUUGGGUUCACGGAAAGCACGGUAGCGGGAAAACGCAUUUGGCGGCGCGGGUCAUUGAAGAAUUGAGACUGCUCUGCCAGGAAACAAACGCCGCAUCUGACAACAACGAGGCCAAUGACCGUGGUGAUUACGCGUCUGCGCUCACCACCGACAACCACGAGAACUUUUUGCACGCACGGUCCGCCGAGCCUCGUGCAGCUCUCGUCGUAUGGCAAGGGCAUCAACGGCCAGAGACCGCUGUCGAGAGCUCCUCAGACAAUGCCAACUGGUCGUCGCUGGCGGGGUUUGAUGGCCACAGAAGCCUAGCUUCAGAAACUCCACUGCCUUUCAAUAGAACCGCGCUUGCGUAUAUCUAUUGCAGCUCGCAGCAGGUACAGAAAUCCGAUAAACUCAAAACGGGUCGAGGUGUUCAACCAGCAGGCUGGUACGACACUACAGGACUUUUGGGUUGUCUUCUCAAACAGCUGUACCAGUUCCUACCAAGGGACCAGGAUGUCCUAGCUCUAAGAAAUCUCUGCUUCGAAAUGAGAGCAGAUCAGCCAAGUAGGGAGGACAUAAUGAAUGGAAUCAAAAGCGUGAUUUCAAUGUUCAGCCAAACUUUCAUCGUGGUGGACGGAUUAGAUGAGUGCAGUGGGGUUUCCAGCUUUGAGUUUGACAGAUUCUGCAAUUUUCUGGCCAGCCUUGCGAAUCUUAGCAUAAAAGGCCCUUCAGCAAAUGUUUUGAUCUUUAGUCGCCCUGGAUAUCAAGCGAUCACCAUCGCCACCCAUGAUUGUCCAAGCAUCGAGGUUGACCAAGGGGCAAACGCAGAGGAUAUCAGUUUAUUCAUUGACGACAGAAGCGGAGAGCUGACCAGGGACUUGGCUUCACUGAAAGAGAUACAAGACCAUUUGCUGAACUCUGCAGAUGGAAUGUUUCUCUGGGUCUCUCUUGUCAUCGACUCGAUCAAACAAGAAAGGACUGCAAAGAAAAUGAAGGCUGCUGCGCGAAACAUGCCUAGAGGCUUGACAGGAGCUUAUGCCGAUGCUCUGAAGCGUAUCAUUGCCACGGAGCCGUCUAUCAGGCACAUGGCGUUGAAAGCACUUCUUUGGACUGCCAAUUCGAAGAAGCCCCUCUCCAAGUCUCAGCUUCUAGAAGUACUGGCAAUCGAGGACGGAAUGUCGUCAAUUGGGACUGACGAGAGGCUGGACGAUGACAUCCCUUUGACGAAGGACUGUGCCGAUCUCCUCAUUCUCAAGGACGGACAGUACAUGCUUCUUCAUCCUUCUCUGGGAGAAUUCCUGAGAGGUCUGUCAAACAAUAACCUUGAAGGACUAAGUGAUUAUCGAGAUCUACAAAAUGAGGCACCUCGGAUUCUCACGAAUGACUGCCUCACAUACCUCAAUUUUGACAGUUUUGCUAGAGGCCCAAUGCCAACGGAAAGUUCAUUGAAGGCAUUGUUCCAAACUCAUCCUUUCCUGCAGUAUGCUGGUGUUUUCUGGGGAGAUCACCUGAGGGAAGCUCUUGAUCGAGACGCUACGGAUCUCGGGCAGGGUUAUCGCCAACUUUUGCAGCCGCAGAUGAGCCGGGACCUUCUACACCAAAUAUAUCUCAUGUUCUCCAAUCAAGAAGCCGCCACCUUUCCGUUUCCGCCUGGGACUACGCCCUUGCACAUGUUAUCUAUAUUCGGGCUACAUCAGCUUGUGGGGGUUUACAGCGGAGCUGAAGUGGAUAUCGACCAAGCCGACGGGUUUGGAAACUUCCCUGUGGACUAUGCGGCACAAAAUGGGCAUAGAGCGAUGACCAAGAAGAUAUUGGAUGAGCAUAUGAGUCGAACACCCGAGAUCGGUCAAGGGGGCCAUCGAAGAUGUAACAGCAGAUCAUGGCUGAUGGGCACAAUUGUGUACCAACACUGGACAGAUCUUAUGGUCAUCCUGUUGGAGCUUGGUCACUCCACAGCCGAGACUGGCAAGCUCAGCCCAACCGCUCUUCACUUGGCAUCGGAAUAUGGACAUACGGAUAUGGUGGAGAGACUUCUGCUUUUUGGGGCACAGCCUAACACUAGAGACGCUGUUGGACACACCCCCAUAAUGAUGGCAGCCCAACGUAAACAUGUUGAGGCGAUAAGCCUGUUACUUGACCAUGGUGCAGAUGUACGUUGUCGCGGACACGAUGGUCUGACAGCGCUGCAUAUAGUUUCAAGUCUGCGCAACGGCGAUGAAGACCUGCUUGCAGCUUUGCUAGGCAAAGGCGGUAAUAUUGAAGCGAAAACAAGUUGGGCGGAGACUCCACUUCAUUUUGCUUCCGCAUUUGGCUCAGAGAGACUCGUCUCCUUCCUCCUCGAUCGUGGCGCAGAAAAGGAGGCCAAAAGAAAAGAUGGCAUGACUGCUCUGCUCAUUGCAAGUAGGUGGGGCAGAAGCGAUGCCGUCCGCCUCUUGCUGGCCAGAGGGGCAGACAUCAUGGCCAUCAGCCGGCGGUCUAGCACCGCACUUCACCAGGCAGCAGCAUCCGGCGACGUUGAAACCAUUUCGGUUCUCUUAGGUGUUCCAGCUGGCAGAAAUUUGUUGAAUUGGCAAGACUCUGAGGGUUUUACUCCUCUAUGCGCGGCUGCCUCCAUGGGCAGUACUGCCUGUGCGGUGAAGCUGCUUGAUGAGAGAGCAAACAUCAAUUUAGCCACUGACAUAGGUGGAACACCAUUGUUGAUUGCUCUGACUCGAGGCAACGUGAAAUUCGUGGAGGGCUAUAUCAGAUUUGUUCCAGCGGAGAAUGUUUUGGAGCGGCAGAAAGAUUCUGAGCCUCUGGAAGAUCACUUCAACGAGACUCAGUAUGCAGCUAACAUAUACGCACUUCAUUCUCCCUCUGCAAAUGGCAGUCAUGAAAUAAUCAAGUGCCUGACAGACUGGAAACCGGCACUGGGACUCUGGAGAUCUGAAGAUGGAGAUCUUGCCAUACAUCGAGCGGUGGCGUUCGGAAAGAUUGAUUGCGUCAGAUAUCUCUGCAAUGCUGAAGUUAUCAACGUACCAGGGGCAAAUGGGAAAACACCACUCCACUACGCCGCCAUUGCGAAUGACCCCGCAAUGGUUAAGUACCUUCUAGAACACGGAGCCGAUGUCAACGGCGGUCAGUCAAGUGAGCUCAGUCCAUUGAUAGAGGCAUUGACUUCGGAGAGCGAAGAAAUGGUCAACAUACUACUCGAUUGGGGGGCCAGUGUGGAAUCCAUUGGUGGUAAACGUUGGCGCCCGCUCCACUAUGCCACAGCCGAGGGCCGCAUACGACUGACCGACCGACUUCUGAAUUUAGGAUGCGAGCCAAAUCCUCAAACUGAUGAAGGGGAAACGCCAUUCUUUCUUGCUUGCAACAACAAUCAUACAGAGGUCAUUAGCUUAUUUCUUGCUCGUGGAAUUGGAAAUGUCACUAUCCAGUCCUGUGCAGGCUCAACAUAUGCCCACAUCACAGCGUACCGGGGACGCGAAGAUGUCCUAGAGCGACUUCUUCAGAUGGACAAAAGUAUCAUUUUCAAAACUGACUGGGCUGGGUUUGACCCCCUCAGUAUUGCAGCAUAUUAUGGCGAGUCUGCUGUCGCCCAACUUCUGAUUGGACAUGGUGCAUCGCCAGAUGGGCCAGUAAAUACGCAAAUGACACCACUGGCCUUGGCUGCGGAUGACGGCAAUGUCACAGUGGUGGAUCUUUUGCUGAGAGCCGGUGCGAAAGUUGAUAAGACUGGGGCAAUGCUGCGUACGCCACUGAUGUGGGCUGUGGCCUCCGGAUCCGUGAAAACGGCCCAUCAUCUGCUCAAGGCUGGAGCAAAUCCCUUCCUCAGAGAUGACUUGGGCCUUUCCGCUUUCGAUCUAGCUUUUGGACAGCCUGCGAUGAAUAUCAUCCUCAAUCCUUGGCACAAACCACUGGAUGGUAUUUAUAGCCAUCGUGACGCUCAAAUUCACAUCCUUUUGCAAUUCGUAAGCCGGACUGCGAAGAUCCUGGCUUGCAUGACUGAACAAAGAGCGUCUUUCGAAAACUGUUUAUUGGACAUGUCAUUGGUACAUAUCUGGACUCUACAACACGCUCUCUUGAUCCUCACUGGCCUACUACACGAAGCCGUCCAAAUUACGGCACCUGAGUCGGCUAGUAUGACGAACCGUUUCGACUCCUGCAGGCAUGCGCAAAUCGAAGAUGCUCGCACGGCUGUGCCGGGAACAAAGGUGCAGCAUUGGGUUAUCCAAAGAAGCGAAGACUAUUGGAGAAUGAGGCGCAGCCGCAAAUUCUACAACCAUCUUCAACAGGAUGAUUUUAUUGGGUGGGAGGCUGUUCAUAUCAUGGGGUUGAUUCUUGCUCUCUCAUCAAGACAAGCAGCGAGCGAGGUUGGCAGCCCAGAUUCCAAACAUGACGAGAAUAUGGAAGAUAAUUGGAGGGAGCUUACGGUACGGUGGCAUGACCUUUUCGCAUUUCACAACAUUACGAAUGGAGCGAAGAGCUUCUGUGUUCACCAUUGCGGAAAGUUCUUGAAGGUGCCUAGGCAUCACGGAAAUGCCGCCCUCGACUCAUCUGGGAGACUUUCGGUCGAAUUCUUCAAUUUUCUGGCAAGGAAAUACGAGACUGCUAUGGACGCCGGAAUUGAUACCAUCAGGUCUCUUCAAUGGUCAUGUUUCUCAGGCAACGUCGUUGAGGAUCUCGAGGGUCAAAGUCCAUCUUUUCGAGCCGAAAGGGCAGCCAGGGAUCCGAAUUCAAUUGAUAAGGACUUCAAACAUGGCCCUGAUGGUGAGGUUCAUACUGACAAAGUUAAGGAGAACACGCCAGAUGUUACCGACGAUUCUUCAACUGAGUCCUCCGAGUCUACUGUUGUGAGUCAAUCCUCGGAAGUUGAAGAUGAAACGGCAAUCGACAUUGAGGAUUUUCUGGACCAUUUACUGGGUAGACGAAACUCGCUUGUGAAACAGGGGCAUCUCACAGAGGAGGAUGAGGUGGUGCUUAAUACAGCAUGGAACAUGGCCCAGGCUAUAGUCUACCAGGACACUCCGCGACCUUCACUGAAGGAUAUUUGUGAUCAGGGUGCCGGGUAUUACACCGCUCCAUCAACACCUGCCUCUUCGGAUGGCGGUAGCCCUAGUAUCAAUGUCCCUUCAAGCUACGGCACACCCAGAUCUAUCUCUCCUGUAUCAUUAAUUUUGGACCGCGAUGAAUAG